AGUAGAGAAGCUUGGGGUGAGUGUGGGUACAGUGGUUAAGUCCAGGUUGUCCGGAGCACGUGGAAGAAUAGUUGAAAUUAGGACCAGAAAAGUAGUUUGGAGACAUUUGGUGUGGAAUGCCAAGGGGAGGAGUUUAUAUGUAGCUUAGUAGGGAAACAAGAAGGCAUUGAAGGUUUUCAAAUAUGGGAGUGAUGUGACUUUAGCCUUUGCCCUAGAAAAAAUGUUGGCUGUGAUGUGAAGAAUGGUUUGGAGUAGGGACAGGUGGGAGGGAGGGAGACCAGUGGAGUCUGUGUCAGUAGUUUAGGCAAUAGGGCAGAGGGAAUGACAAGGGAGGAUGGAUUAAAAACAUUUCAGAGAUAAAAUCUGGGGCUCUGCAAUGAAUGAACUUAAGAGGUGAAGAAGGCAAAGAUGACCAUGCCAAAGGGUUGAGCCUAAGAAAGUGGGAGUCUAGUGGUGCCAUUAAGAGAAACACAUUCAUUUAAAAAAGAGAACAGGAGGAAACGUGACCUUUGGUAAAGGAACAGCUUUGGUUUUUGGAUCUACUGAGUUUCAAGUGCUUGUAGAACAUCCAAAGGAGGGUUUCCAGUGAGCUGUUUAAAAAAUAAGUCAGAAGAGAGGUCAGAACUAGAGACAAAGGUUGAGGAGGUAUCUUCAUAAAACUCACAGAGAAUGAGUCUGAGAGGGAGAAAAGUGAAGCAAGUCAACGACAGUUCCCUGGGAGACAUUUUGUGUUCAGGCAAUUGGAGUAGGAAGAAGAGUCAUGAAGGGAACUAAAAAUAUGGUUGGGGAGGAAGGAAGAGAAUCAAGACACCUUUGGAAGCCAAGAGAGUUUCCAGAAGGAUGGUGGUCGGCAGUUUCACAUGCCUCAGGGAUACGAACGACGGGAUAAAGGUUGCAAAAGGAGUUUGUUUUUCUCCUGUCUGAACAAUGGUGUCUGGAGAAAUCCGUGAGCUACCAGGCUGUAGAAAUCCUAGAAAGGUUUAUGGUUAAGCAGGCAGAGAAUAUGAACAGGCAAGCCACGAUCCAGCUGAGAGAGAAGAAGGAGGCUCAGAAUUGGAAAACUCUGAAAGAGCAGCUUUUCAACAAGUUUAUCCUGCGUCUUGUGUCAUGUGUUCAACUGGCAAGCAAACUUUCCUUCCACUACAAAAUUAUCAGCAACGUUACAGUCCUGAAUUUCCUCCAGUCUCUAGGGUAUGUGCACACUAAAGAAGAACUGUUGGAGUCAGAGCUUGAUGUUUUGAAGUCCCUGAACUUCCAAAUCAAUCUGCCCACUCCCCUGGCAUAUGUGGAGAUGCUUCUGGAGGUUUUAGGAUACAAUGGCUGCUUGGUCCCGGCCACACAGCUGCACGCAACCUGCCUGACCCUGCUCGACCUUGUCUAUCUCCUGCACAAACCCAUAUAUGAGAGCCUGCUGAGGGCUUCAAUUGAAAACUCCGUACCCAGUCAGCUGCAAGGGGAAAAGUUUGUUUCAGUGAAGGAAGACUUCAUGCUGUUGGCAGUAGGAAUCAUUGCAGCGAGUGCUUUCAUCCAGAACCACGAGUGUUGGAGCCAGGUUGUGGGGCAUUUGCAGAGCAUCACUGGCAUUGCCUUGGAAAGCAUUGCUGAGCUCUCUUACGCAAUCCUGACUCACAGCGUGGGAGCCAACACUCUGGGGCGACAGCAGCCUGUUCCUCCCCACCUGGAGGCCAGAGCUCUGAGGGCAACUGCCUCCUCCAACACAUGAGGCGCACUCAACGCACCGAGUAUAAACAGCCUUCCGUCACCAUGCUCAGCCCUCCUUUUGUUUACUCUCAGACUCGGGACAAAAGUUACGAGUAUCUUUUGAACUAUGUUUUGUACUCCAACUCCAUGCUCCUUUCUCUGCGUCAGAGAAAGAGUUAAAGUUGACAAGCAUGUCCUUUUUGCCGAAAUCAGACUGAAAAUGUCAAGGAGCUGGGAGGAGACAGAACAUUAGUGAAGUUGGUUCAUUUUUGUUUAACAAGAUAUUUAUAGCUUUCCCUUAACUGUUCAUUUCAUUGAGAGAGAGCACCAGACAUGGAAAUUAGUAUUAACCAGGGGCCUGAAAACUGGGCCUGUUUGGGUGACCUUGACUGAGCAUCAAGGAGGCAGCCUUUAUUUCCCCUUAAAGUUAGCUUAACAUCUCUGUUCUGUCUUUGAGAUGUACACAAAUGGGCUUCCUCUACAGCUGGCUAUUUCCAUGAGUCUUUUUUAAAACUAACACUAAUCCAUCUCCAAACACGUUUCGACAGGAUUUCCACAUA
Molecule: messenger RNA, 2261 nt
Organism: Zalophus californianus (California sea lion)
Lineage: Eukaryota; Metazoa; Chordata; Mammalia; Carnivora; Otariidae
Gene: CNTD1
Product: cyclin N-terminal domain containing 1
Exons: 7
Coding region: 983-1723 (246 amino acids)
Biological process (GO): reciprocal meiotic recombination
Cellular component (GO): site of double-strand break
Source: RefSeq, a predicted model, not a curated record